CGGUGCGCUUCCGGGGCGGCCGAGGGGCUUCCUGCGGUGGGUGUGCGGCCGCGGUGCUGCUGCCAGUGCUGCUCCCGGCCCGGCCCGGCCCGGCCCGACGCGCCGCCGGGAUGAUCAACGCCAUCCUCGUGUUCAACAACCACGGGAAGCCGCGGCUCGUCCGCUUCUACCAGCACUUGGCAGAAGAGGUGCAGCAGCAGAUCAUCCGCGACACCUUCCACCUGGUGCUGAAGCGCGAUGACCACAUCUGCAACUUCCUGGAGUGCGGCAGCCUGUUCGGCGGCUCGGACUACAAGCUGAUCUACCGCCACUACGCCACGCUGUACUUCGUGUUCUGCGUGGACUCCUCCGAGAGCGAGCUGGGCAUCCUGGACCUCAUCCAGGUGUUUGUGGAGACGCUGGACAAGUGCUUUGAGAACGUCUGUGAACUGGACCUCAUCUUCCACAUGGACAAGGUCCACCACAUCCUGCAGGAGAUGGUGAUCGGCGGGAUGGUGCUGGAGACCAACAUGAACGAGAUCGUGGCACAGGUGGAGGCCCAGGGCAAGCUGGAGAAGGCAGAGGGAGGCCUCUCAGCGGCUCCUUCCCGCGCCGUGUCGGCCGUGAAGAACAUCAACCUGCCCGAGAUCCCCCGCAACAUCAACAUCGGGGACAUCAACAUCAAAGUGCCCAACCUGUCACAGUUCAUACAUGCAGCCUCUCCUCGCUGUGGGGAAGGAGCAGCCUUCCUGGGAUUCCUGGGAUUCCCAGAGGUGAAAGUGUGCCUGUAGCGAUGGCUCUGUCAGGAGCUGCAGGUUGUCCCCUCCGCCCUCCCAGCCAUGGCUGUCCCCUGCCCUGCUCCUGCUCUCUGUGCUGGGCCCCAGCUGGGUGGGGGUCACUCCUGGGAGCUGCUGUGUGCCCUGGGGACAGCGUGAGGAGGACAUGCUGGAGUGGGGAUGUGGCAGCAAGAGGGAUGGGAGCUGAGUGACUUGGGGGCUUGCAGGGUCAGGCCAACUGACUGGAGGGGCUGCUGGAGUGUGUCCCUGUGUCCCAAUAAACUACCCCUGAACCCA
Serinus canaria (Common canary) is the source of this 1052-nucleotide messenger RNA. RefSeq names its product adaptor related protein complex 3 subunit sigma 2 (gene AP3S2). Gene Ontology annotation, biological process: intracellular protein transport; Golgi to vacuole transport. Bases 111 to 770 code for a protein of 219 amino acids. Gene Ontology annotation, cellular component: membrane coat; AP-3 adaptor complex; intracellular membrane-bounded organelle. Lineage: Eukaryota; Metazoa; Chordata; Aves; Passeriformes; Fringillidae. The transcript is spliced from 7 exons. The record is from RefSeq and is a predicted model, not a curated record.